GUCCAUGACGCCGGCUGGGUCUGGGGGCCGUGGGCCAGCUGAGCCGACCUGGGGUUUUGGGGGACCGCGGGGGCCGUGAGCACUCAGAGGGAGCGUCCCAGGCCCCUCCGGGGACCCGGCCAGCCUGAAGAUGCCGACCAACGGCCUGCACCAGGUGCUGAAGAUCCAGUUUGGCCUCGUCAACGACACUGACCGCUACUUGACAGCCGAGAGCUUCGGCUUCAAGGUCAAUGCCUCGGCGCCCAGCCUCAAGAGGAAGCAGACCUGGGUGCUGGAGCCCGACCCUGGACAAGGGUCGGCUGUGCUGCUCCGCAGCAGCCACCUGGGCCGCUACCUGUCGGCAGAAGAGGACGGGCGCGUGGCCUGCGAGGCAGAGCAGCCGGGCCGCGACUGCCGCUUCCUGGUCCUGCCGCAGCCAGAUGGGCGCUGGGUGCUGCAGUCAGAGCCGCAUGGCCGCUUCUUCGGAGGCACCGAGGACCAGCUGUCCUGCUUUGCCACAGCCAUCUCCCCGGCCGAGCUGUGGACCGUGCACCUGGCCAUCCACCCGCAGGCCCACCUGCUGAGCGUGAGCCGGCGGCGCUACGUGCACCUGUGCCCACAGGAGGACGAGAUGGCUGCGGACGGUGACAAGCCCUGGGGCGUGGACGCCCUCCUCACCCUCAUCUUCCGGAGCCGACAGUACUGCCUCAAGUCCUGUGACAGCCGCUACCUGCGCAGCGACGGCCGCCUGGUCUGGGAGCCGGAGCCCCGGGCCUGCUAUACGCUGGAGUUCAAGGCGGGCAAGCUGGCCUUCAAGGACUGCGACGGCCGCUACCUGGCACCCGUGGGGCCUGCUGGCACCCUCAAGGCCGGCCGAAACACACGGCCCAGCAAGGACGAGCUCUUCGACCUGGAGGAGAGUCACCCUCAGGUGGUGCUGGUGGCUGCCAACCAGCGCUACGUCUCUGUGCGGCAAGCUGGAGAAUGUCUCAGCCAAGCCCUGGGCAGCUGCAGAGAAGCAGCAGCCACUCACCUCCCUGCCUUCAGCAGGGCCAAGGGUGAGGACCUGGCCGCCAGGUGUUUCAGGCUCUGGAUUGGCGGCCAGUGCUGUGGGGAGCGGGACGUGGCAUCUCAGUCCUGGGGCAUGGAACCCCCCAGCUUCCAAGGCAGCUGCAGCGUGGGAGACAGCAUGGCAGGCAGUGUCCGAUGCUGCCAUUCCGCCAACACCAUGUUUGAGAUGGAGUGGCGCGGCCGGCGGGUGGCACUCAAAGCUAGCAAUGGGCGCUACGUGUGCAUGAAGAAGAAUGGGCAGUUGGCGGCCAUCAGCGAUUUUGUGGGGGCCCCACCACCACCCGCGGCCUGGACAGGGAAGGUGGCGGGAGCGGCAGCGCAGCAGACGCUCUCCCUGCCAGGCAAAGACGAGGAGUUCACCCUCAAGCUCAUCAACCGGCCCAUCCUGGUGCUGCGCGGCCUGGACGGCUUCGUCUGCCAGCGCCGCGGCUCCAACCAGCUGGACACCAACCGCUCUGUCUACGACGUCUUCCACCUGAGCUUCAGCGACGGCGCCUACCAGAUCCGAGGUGCGCGGCGGGCAGGACAGCUGCUCUUAGCUCAGUAUUUGCCAGGAUCUAGAGCUGGUGGCAGUGGGGUGCUGGCACGAAUGCUUGGCCACAGUGCAGGGGACAUGCUGGGCGCUCCUCUGCAUCUGAUCAGUGGUGAAUGGGUCAACGUCUCAGCCAAUCAGGAUGAUGAACUAGACCAUGAGACCUUCCUGAUGCAAAUUGACCAGGAGACAAAGAAGUGCACCUUCUAUUCCAGCACUGGGGGCUACUGGACCCUGGUCACCCAUGGGGGCAUUCAGGCCACAGCCACACAAAGCAAGACACGGGCACAAGCGCUGGACAAAGGUCAGAGCCAGAGGCUCCUGCCAGGGGGGCAGAGGACAGCCGGGGAGCACAGUGCGGAUGGGACCGUUAAGGGGUGCAGGCCCGCCUUGUGCCUGCAGCGGGAGGCACGAGCACCCUCCCCGGAUGAAAACACCAGCACCAGGAGGCGGGCCGUAGCCCAGUCUGAGGGAGGGGGCUGGGGGCUGGGGCUCAGGGCACCCCCAGGCCACAGCGCCACCGAGUGGCCCUGA
Mandrillus leucophaeus (drill) is the source of this 2116-nucleotide messenger RNA. It is a transcript of the gene FSCN2, whose product is annotated as fascin actin-bundling protein 2, retinal. The record is from RefSeq and is a predicted model, not a curated record. Gene Ontology annotation, molecular function: actin filament binding; protein-macromolecule adaptor activity. Gene Ontology annotation, biological process: actin filament bundle assembly; establishment or maintenance of cell polarity; cell migration. Gene Ontology annotation, cellular component: actin cytoskeleton; cytoplasm. Lineage: Eukaryota; Metazoa; Chordata; Mammalia; Primates; Cercopithecidae.